GCCAAUCGGGACACACGACUCAAAUUCGGAGCGGUGGAAUACGUUAAUACUAGAAAGAACCGGUAAACCGAGGCUGGAGAACACGCGAGAAGGACACGAUGGCUGAUUGCGCAUGGCGGUAACGAAUCCUAAAAAGACAUUUCAAAGUCGCACACGGGAUCUCUAAUACGGAACGAGAUCUCCCGGCCAUGCCGAUACAGCUUAGCAGUUGUAUAAAGGCCAAAGGAGGGGGGAGUGAGAAUAGAUACACCACUCUCCUUGACUGUGGAUCUCCUACCUAUUGCAAUAUCCAGAAGCCAACACAGAGGCACGUAUUGGUUCAAUUUCAAGGAACAGCAAGGGACAACGUACAAACUGGUUUGGAUGGCUUCAGCCUGGCUUGGUUCGGAAAAUGCCGAACGCCGAUCAGAAUUUCUUUCUCUUGCACCUCGUCCACUCCCUCCCCCAUCCGACAUCUCUCGCUGGGAUCUUGCUGAUAUACUCAAUCCACCUUCGGGCGCGUCUCGUUUUCCCUUGAAUCGACGCAGAAACUUAAAGUUAUCCAUGGAUUUCGUUUCCCCCAACCAUCAUCAGCCUAUAUUUUCGCCUCAGGAGCUGGACUCAUCUUUCUCGCCGAAUAACAUUGAACCAGAACAUAGUAGUUAUGAACUCUUUGGUAACUCUUCGUCGAACGGUGCGUUCGGCUCUCAUUACCGCCGAAACGCGUCUUCCAAUUCUUCAAUUGGUCAAGGCUACGGAAUGAAUGGGGAUGGAGCUUAUUCUCAGCAGACUUUCAAUGAUUCUGUGCCUUUCACUGGAUCCAACGGUAACAGUUACGAUAUGAUCAACAGCCUACCCUCGUCUUACAGUAGUGGAAAGAUCUCUCCACUGACCCCAAAUGAUCCUGUACAUCCUCCUGGAUUUCCUCCCUCUGCGGGCUUGAAGGAAUAUGGUUCUCAAGGCUUCCAUGAUUUUAAUGGCGCUGAGCGUCGUAUUCCCGGCAUUUUACCCAGCAGCUACCAAUCAGACCUUCCUGACGAUUAUGUGAUGGGGGGCGUCAGCAAUAGCCUUUCGUUCUCAUCCUCUGCGAUGCAGCACUUUCAGGAGAGACUUCGUCCCUAUCAAUCCGGUCAUUCGUCUGCUUCUGGCGUCCCGCCACACAUCACCUCCAGCCGUAGCCCAGACAUUCUGCGCACGGUGCCUCCUCAGGUGACGCACAGCUUUAGGCCCGAUAAUGGUGUAUCAUUCGAGGACGUUCCUUCAUAUAUGGGAGGAAGUGCGGCCUCGAAUGAUAUGGCGCUCCGUAUGUCUAGCGUGGAUGAACAAUUGGCCAGAGUUGGUCUUCGGAACCAUCCUAUGAUGGGAGUGUCUAACGAUCUGCAGACCUUCAUUCGCCCAUACCUUGAUCAAUAUGUACGAACGCCCAAUCGACUGGCAUUUGGAGAACGAACCGUAAUCGUCAUGUCAAGCAAAGUCGCUCAAAAAUCUUAUGGAACGGAGAAAAGAUUUUUAUGCCCGCCACCGACGGCGAUAAUGAUUGGAAAUUCCUGGUGGACUGAUGUCGUCCGUCGCGGAGACGAGUCAAAGCUGUCGCCUCCGCGAGUUGUAAUAUCGAUCUCAGGCGAGCCGUCGCCUCAGGAAGGUACUGUCGAGUGGACGGGUUCUUCCGGGAAGUCUUUCGAUGUGAACGACCCACCGACUGGAACAACAUACAUUGGACGCUGUGUUGGCAAACAGCUCUUCAUUUCCGAUGUCGACGAGAAGAAAAAGAAGGUCGAAGCGCUGGUUAAGAUAACAUCUCCAGCGACCGAAGAGGAGCCCGAACGGGUGAUCGGUACUUUCCCCAGUCGCCCUAUCAAAGUCAUCAGUAAACCCAGCAAAAAGCGACAAAGCGCUAAGAAUCUCGAGCUUUGUAUUAAUCACGGAUCGACGAUAUCUCUGUUCCAUCGGUUGCGAUCACAAACCGUUUCCACAAAGUAUUUGUGUGUGUCCGGCUCAGGAUCUUCGUUCAAGGGUUCAGACGGUGCACCUCUCAUGGGCCUAGACCAGAGAACCAGAGCCAGCUCGCCUUCUUUCAUAGCCCGAACAGCUAGCUGGGAUCCUUUUGUUAUGUACAUUGUGGACGUGAAUAAGCCUGCCGGUGGGAUUGACGCGCCGCCGCCGCCUCCUCCUCAGCCAGACUAUCCAUCGCCUCCUCCAAAUGCUAUCCCGUUUACUAAUAACGGAUCACAAAUACCGAUAUAUUACAACCAGACAGUUGUCCUGCAGUGCCUAACGUCUGGUGUAGUGAGCCCCGUCUUGAUAAUCCGGAAGGUGGAUCAUCAAACCACUGUCGUCGGGGGCGGUCUCCAGGACGGCGCGAAAGGCGUUGCUGAUCACUAUUGUGCUCCAGGAGAAGUUUGCGGUGACCCUGUCUCUCAAUUGCAUAAAAUUGCGUUUGAGGUAUAUGACAACAGCAAAGGAGCUCCAGCACCUGGUUCACCAGGUGUAUCUGGCGCAUUCCUAUCCUGUAUGGGCGAGAAGGUGAACACCUACCGACCCAUUGAUGGCCGACAAUGGAAUGCGGGCAACGGUGCAAGCUCGCCAACGAUGCCCGGCUCCCCAUUGAAUUCUACUGGGGGUGAUUAUUUCAGCCCAGUAGAUAGUGCACCUGGCUCUCCAUCCUCAGCGUCUGACCUUGUCUCGAAUGACGGCGGGCGUGUGAAGAAGAAGCGAUCAACAUCAAGCGCAGGCGCAACUUCUCGGAACGUUGGCGGAAAGAACCGUCGGCGACCAAGUUCCGCCGGUUCUAUGACGUCCUCUACGCGUCGCGGGUCGUCAAGCGAUGCCGGAGGAGGGUCCGGGGCGUUGUGGCAGGUCGAUAUCGGCGAAACCAGCGUCUGGACCAUUGUAGGCACGGACCAGGUCCGUUACAACUUUUAUGUACCGCCCGUUUUGUUCGACAAUCAGCAUGCGCCGCAGACGGGUUCGUUCCCCGUUCCGUCCAAGCCAGUCACUCCAUUCCCGGGUGUGGUAAAAUAUCUUCCUCCUGAUCGUGCAUCAGAAGCUCCCAAAACGAAUUGCCCGUCUUCUCGUGCUGUGCUGUCAAAGCCGAACCCCCACCAGUCGAAGAUGUUGACGCUGUAUGGCGAAAACUUUUCCAAGGCAGAUCCGGUGGGCGUAUACUUUGGUGCGGAUCCAUCACCAUAUGUCGAGGUCCGGUGCACAGAAGUUCUUGGAUGUCUUCCUCCGGACGGUUCAUCCUCUGGCGGUAAGCGCCGCCCAAUUAUUCUCAUCCGGGCGGAUGGUGUCGUGUUCCCCUCCUCCACAAUGUAUCCGUGAUACUUUUAUUUAUCCCAUCUCUUCGCGUCCCUGCUCUUUGAUAUCAUGGUACUAUCUUGCUUUGUGUUAAGUUGCUGUUUUUCUCUUCAUUUUUGCUGGAUCUGUUUCUGUAUGUAUUCUUGUGGACUUUGGGUAAUCUAAAUGACACUGGCUUAGCCGUACGUGUUGCAUGUAUGCACAAUAUAGACAUUAGAACUGUAUCACAGUAGUCUUGCAUAUGGCACGUGUUUGUCAACAGCCUCCGGU
Molecule: messenger RNA, 3546 nt
Organism: Desarmillaria tabescens
Lineage: Eukaryota; Fungi; Basidiomycota; Agaricomycetes; Agaricales; Physalacriaceae
Exons: 8
Coding region: 364-3300 (978 amino acids)
Biological process (GO): regulation of transcription by RNA polymerase II
Cellular component (GO): nucleus
Molecular function (GO): DNA-binding transcription activator activity, RNA polymerase II-specific; RNA polymerase II cis-regulatory region sequence-specific DNA binding
Source: RefSeq, a predicted model, not a curated record